Molecule: messenger RNA, 1551 nt
Organism: Chenopodium quinoa (quinoa)
Lineage: Eukaryota; Viridiplantae; Streptophyta; Magnoliopsida; Caryophyllales; Amaranthaceae
Exons: 1
Coding region: 671-1087 (138 amino acids)
Biological process (GO): regulation of DNA endoreduplication
Source: RefSeq, a predicted model, not a curated record
UGUGGCUAUUAUGACCGAGUAUAUCUUUCUUUCACAUAUUCCGUAAAAAAGAUAGAAUAUAAGGAUUGUGGAAUAUUAUGAUGAUCUUCCAUGCCUAGCAAUAAACACCUGGCCCAAACACACCAAAAAAAAAAAUCUUUAUUCACAACAAUACCCAAACAAGAACGAUAGCAAAAAUAAAUUUCAUAAUUACAUAACAUUACAGUAAUUAUUUCAUAAUUUCAUUGAUUAAGUUUGAAAUAAAAUUCUGAAAAUUAAGUUAGUGUAGAAAACCACGUGUAUUGAUACCUCAAAGUGCGUAGAACCUAAAGCGAUUGUGACAUGUUAUAUUCCCCUUCAACCCCCAAAAUAAACCCAACCUUCCUCUUUCUCUCUCUUUUUUUUUUUUUUAUCUCUCCUACAAAAAAAAAAACCCUGUUUCAGGCGAAAAUAAGAAGAGAGAGAAAAUCCCCAAAAAAAACAGAGCGAAUUCGAAUGUGUUUUUGUUGAUUAUAAGGUCAUGUCGUUUGCAUCGGAUCCUUCGCCAAAGUGGGUACCAUGAAUACCAAAUCCCCCUCUUUCUCUCUCCUCCCUUCUUCCACAUAAACAAAUCAUCAAUUCCAUUUUUAUUUUAAUUUAUUAUUUUCAAAAAAAGAAAAUUAAUAAUUUCGAAGAAAAUACACACCAAAUCAUGGGAAAUUCAGAUCAUAAACAACAAGACAAGGAAAAAGAAGAAAUUCAUGAAGAAGGGCAUUUAUGUAAAUUAGAGAAUGUUAUCAGCAAGAAAGGAGAACCGUUCGAUGAGGAAGUGAAGAUGAUUGAAAUCGACGGUGAUGAUGAGGGUUACAAGACGCCGACGAAGAAGGAACACCGUAUUGCGGUGGAUAUAAGACAGCCACCACCUGCACCAAAGAAACCUAAGGCGCAACUCAUGAAACGACGUCGUCCUUCUCGUCGGACUCUCUUUCAGGUUUCUACUGCUGAUAUUGAAUUGCUAUUUCCAGUCGUUGUUAAAGAGAGUGCAAAUAGUAAUGAUCCGGCUGCAAAUAUCAAUAAUAAAGUCAACAACUCUAAUUACACCUCUUCCCCUCUUAUGUCUCUUAGGUGAUCAACAUUAUUACCUCUUCUUAUUAACCCCUUUUUUUAAUUUUUAUUAAUCAUAUUAUUUCCACUAGUUUUAUCAUAUCUUAAAAUCAUGUAUUUUAUAUGAUCAUCGUAUAGUUUUAAUAUUAGCCCUUGUCUAAACUAAUACCACGAUUUAUCUAGUACAAUUUUAUUAAUUCAAUAAUUAUGCAUUAUUAUUGUUGUAUUUGUUUCAAUUCUUGUAAUUUAUAGAAUUAGUAAAGGCGGUCGUUGAUCGGGUUUUUGAUCCGUUGGCCGUAGUCGAAAGCCGAGCCGUAAAACACCGUGUAGGUGGAGGUGGAGGUGGGGUGAAAAGUGUAGAUCUGGGAAAUAUACAUGAAUCAUGUGUAUUGAAGUUGCUUGAGAAACAAGGGUGUAGUAAUCACAUUAUUCAUGUUCCUUUACACUUCAACAUCAUACAUGUUUAUUCAUAAGUUUUCUUCUUUAUCA